AAAUGCAUCUCCGCAACCUCCAGAUAGAGACUGCCUAAAAACCACCUGUCAAAAGUUGCUUAAUUCAGAGAAUAAAACCUCUCAAAGCCUCUUUUGUAAUGAGCAGACACAGCAGCGAACAAGUCUCUGAGGGUGGGAUCAUUAGACAGCCGUACCUGUGGCCAGAAUUUUGAUUCACAUAUUAGUUACCCCUUUUACAACAAAGUGUGUGUGUUUUUUUUUCCCCUAAAUUUAAGGGGUCAUUUAUGUCCGCUGAUUCACUGAGCAAAGCUCAAUUUUGAAUGCAAUGGCCAUUUUCCCCCCCAUAAAGCAGUUUUUUAUCCCAGCUUUGUUGCAGUCACAAGGGGGUGAUGUAUCUGGCGUGAUUGCAGCCAAUUAGUCAAUGGACCCAAUUAGACACAGGUGCACUGCUCCUAUUGACUUAUGGUGUUGAGGAGUAUCCUGGGGCUAAAAAUCAAAACUGCCCACGCACACCCAGGCCUUCUCGAGGAUAUACUAACCCUGGUGCUCGGAAAAAAAGGGGCUUCGGUAACCCCGCAACUGUACAAAGAAAAGAUUCACCGGCACACAGGACCCCCUGCACCUAUAUAAAACAACAGUAAGUGAAGAGUUUCUGCAGAGACAGAACAAGGAAGAUACGGAGACUGGAUUAAAGCAAUAGAAGUGAGUGGAACUGUUGUGUUUGAGAAGAAUGAACAAGAAGAGGGUGAUGUUCCCUGUCCUGCAGCUUCUGGUUUUAGCCCUGUGUCUCAGCACCGCUGCAGGAUCCAAUAUAAGUCUGAGAACGUUCAUUGGAUGUGCUGUGAGGGAAUUCACAUUCUUAGCAAAGAAACCUGGCUGCAGAGGUCUGCGUGUGACUACUGAUGCCUGCUGGGGGCGCUGUGAGACCUGGGAGAAGCCAUCCCUAGAUCCUCCGUACAUAGAAGCCCACCACAGAGUCUGCACUUACAAUGAAACUAAACUGGUUACUGUAAAACUGCCAAACUGCAGCCCAGACAUUGACCCAUUCUUUACCUACCCAGUUGCCAUUAGAUGUGACUGUGACAUUUGUUCCACUUCUACUACAGAAUGUGAGACAUUUUAAGGUGUGUCUUCUAACAACAGCUUUCUCUAGUGGCUUUGGAUGGAGCAGUGCUGGAACCCCAUAUACAACUGAUAGCGGAAAUAAUUGUAUUCUCUAUUUGCACAAAGUUAUAUUAUAAAAAUAUCUAAUGUUUAUACUGUAACAACCAAACAUGUCUCAUCGUUGUUAUGUGUUUAGUCUGCUGACUCAAUGUAUUUACAUAUAAUAAUAAAAUCAUCAUGAAUA
Molecule: messenger RNA, 1309 nt
Organism: Xenopus laevis (African clawed frog)
Lineage: Eukaryota; Metazoa; Chordata; Amphibia; Anura; Pipidae
Gene: gphb5.L
Product: glycoprotein hormone beta 5 L homeolog
Exons: 4
Coding region: 692-1084 (130 amino acids)
Biological process (GO): G protein-coupled receptor signaling pathway; regulation of thyroid hormone receptor signaling pathway
Cellular component (GO): cytoplasm; extracellular region
Molecular function (GO): hormone activity
Source: RefSeq, a predicted model, not a curated record